ACAAGGACAGAUGGCGACAGAUGACGGUGAAGGUCGCAGCGCUUGACGUCGUUCAAAACAUCCGAGAUGUGUAUGCCGUCGUCCGCGGGAGCUGUUUCUUAAUCGUCAGUUUAUAUAUACGGUGAAUAUAUCGUGCGAAUAAAGUCGUAUAAAAUGAGACGGUAUGUUCCAUUCGGCGCGACUUCUUAGCGGGCUGCUCGUUCUGUUACUAUCGAUCGCACUAUGCGAUGGCGCGAAUUACACAUACGAGGUCGACUGCAGUAACCUACGAAUGGGACAGUACAUCUGUCCGCAUCCCGAUUACGAUUUCAUAGACCCGAAGACGCAGCAGCCGCGUGGAUGCACGAAAGAAAACAAAGCCAAAGUGUUAUGUUUAGCUGCUGAUGGCCUCAUCUGUACAGAAACAAAAAAUAAUACAUUCAAGAAGGAUAUACCUUGUAAAUGGACGAAUGGAUAUUCUUUUGAAACAUCGUUACUGCUGUCUAUAUUUCUUGGUAUGUUUGGCGCCGAUCGAUUUUACCUCGGAUAUCCCGCCCUGGGCUUACUCAAGUUGAGCACUUUGGGGUUCCUCUUUCUUGGUCAAUUCGCUGAUGUAAUACUGAUAGCUACACAGAUUGUAGGACCAGCGGAUGGCUCUCACUAUGUGAUGCCAUAUUACGGUGCUGGAAUUAAGAUUGUAACCAGCAACAACUUCACAUACAGAGUGCCACAGUAUGAGUGUUGAGAAAUCAGCAGUUCCAACACAUUCAUGUGCAAUCAUUCUAAACGUUGUAUAGCCUCUGCUUUUUUCUCGCGAGCAACGAUGUACAAUCCUAGAAUCGAGUUCUAUUUCGGUACACAUGGAUGUAAAUUAGUCUCUAUACUAUUUUAAUGAAUAAGCUUAACAUUAAUCUUGUAGAUAAUACAUACUUCAACGAAAUGUUGUAUAUAGACAUUUAUUACUAAUUUACGUAUAUUGCCAGCUGAAAUAAUAAACGUUCGUUUUUCUAUUUC
Odontomachus brunneus is the source of this 993-nucleotide messenger RNA. It is a transcript of the gene bisc, whose product is annotated as TM2 domain-containing protein CG10795. The record is from RefSeq and is a predicted model, not a curated record. Lineage: Eukaryota; Metazoa; Arthropoda; Insecta; Hymenoptera; Formicidae. The transcript is spliced from 3 exons. The coding region runs from base 164 to 724 and encodes 186 amino acids.